CCAUGCAGCCAUCCAGUCGCGACGGCAGGACGUGCUUGCUUGGUCUUGCUUGGCCUGGUCGCAGAGCAGAGCUAUUGUCGACACUGCGGCUUUGCGCACUGUGGUUGGUGACAGGGUUGGCUGCACGGAGGGGAACACAAUCCUCUCUGGCUCGCCAACCAGAUCGGCGGGAUCUAUCGCCAUACUUGUGUGUGGCAGGAGGAGGGGAGCGGACGCGGCUGGCAUGGGUGCGUUUUGUUUUGUUUGGCUGCCCCGACGAAUCGUCUCGUCUGCUUGGCUGGCUGGCGGCUUUGCUGCUGCUCAUUGCUCGCCGUCGCUGCUCCUUCGGCCCGCCGCGAGAGGGAGGCGGCGAGGAUAGGUGGGAAGCAGGAACGUAAUAACAUCAGCGUGUUUCCCGGUUUCCCACGAACGCUCUCUUUCUGUUCCUUCCGGACUCUUUCGACUCGUUCACGUCGCGACCGUCUCUGUCGAUUUGCCCGACCCCGCGAAAAACACCCUCGAAACACACGACAUCGCGCGCCAUCAAAAGCCGGCGUCGCUUGGUUCCUUGAUAAUACGCUGCUCCCCCGUGUCCAUGGGCAUUUGUCCGUGACGGCCUCUCGUGCUCCGUGUCAUUGCCGUGUAGUCGAUCGUCGCUCGCGAAAUCCGCACCCGCGUCGCGCCUCGGCAAUUCCCGGGGAAGGCGGAGGAGAAAGAGAGAGAGAGCAUCGGCGAGGACAGACCGUCGGGGGACUUGUUUGCGGUUGGGCACGGCAGGGCCGCCCCGUCUUGAGUUGCAGUCCGCAGGUGGUGGUAGAAGUCGUGCUGGACGUGCAUACAACCAACUACCACUGUACUCCGCCUCAGUUUUGCGCCUCGCCACAGCUGCCUCCCUGGCUGGUGGACUACAGCACACCACAGCACAGCACAGGAAUCACGCCCCACGACGUCGACAACGCACAGGGGGGGGGA
Molecule: messenger RNA, 951 nt
Organism: Tricharina praecox
Lineage: Eukaryota; Fungi; Ascomycota; Pezizomycetes; Pezizales; Pyronemataceae
Exons: 1
Source: RefSeq, a predicted model, not a curated record